AUGCGAAAGUUGGAAUGGGACGACGUGGGGGUUGAUGGUCGGCAGCUACACCAUUUGCGUUUUGCUGAUGACAUCGUACUGAUAACACCUAGCAUCAGCGAAGCGGGACGAAUGCUGGCCCAAUUUCAACGAAACAUGAGGAAACAUCGGUCUUUAGCUGCAAAAGACGAUGUUCAUGCGCAAAGGAUGGGUCUCGGAUGCUCCAUUCACGCUCAACGGAACGAAAAUAUCCGAAUGCACCAGCUACGUUUAUCUGGGUCGGGAAUUGAACAUGAUGCCGUGAGUGACUGGAUUCCCCGCGAUAUUAAGCGCAUUACAGGAAGAUAA
This is a messenger RNA of Necator americanus (New World hookworm), 327 nucleotides long. RefSeq lists its product as uncharacterized. The record is from RefSeq and is a predicted model, not a curated record. NCBI's taxonomy places the organism in Eukaryota, Metazoa, Nematoda, Chromadorea, Rhabditida, Ancylostomatidae. Bases 1 to 327 code for a protein of 108 amino acids. The transcript has a single exon.